Molecule: messenger RNA, 1155 nt
Organism: Cuscuta europaea
Lineage: Eukaryota; Viridiplantae; Streptophyta; Magnoliopsida; Solanales; Convolvulaceae
Source: the annotation of a GenBank genome assembly
CUCUUCGAAGUUAGAAGCCAUUUCUCAUAUAAAGUUAGUUCAUCCCUCCUGAUCCAGAACAAUGCUUGUUUGUAUAACCUAAACCUCUGUAUCUAAGAAACUAGCUAAAUCAAUGGCCAAUUUAACGCCGGCAGUUCUCCCAAUCUCUAAUUCUCAUUCCUCCACCGCCGUGGCUUCUUCCGACGCCGCCGCUGUUGGGCCCACACCGGCUUUCCGUGCCUUCAUAAACCACAUCACCGACACCGUACGCAACGGGCUCGCAAACCGCCGCCCUUGGCCCGAGCUUGUGGACCGCUCCGCCUUCGCAAAGCCGGAGUCCUUCUCUGACGCCACCGUCCGCGUCCGCAAAAACUAUGCGUACUUCAAGAUCAACUACCUGUCUCUCCUUGCCGCUGUACUUGGGUUCUCUCUUGUAACCAACCCGUUCUCCCUCAUCCUUCUCUCUGCACUUCUCGCAGCCUGGCUAUUCCUUUACCUCUUCCGCCCCUCCGAUCCCCCUCUCGUCCUUUUCGGUCGACAAUUCUCCGAACGCGAAACCCUGGGUGCGCUCCUUGUCUCCACCGUUUUCGUCAUUUUCCUCACAAGCGUCGGAUCUGUUUUGGUUUCCGCGUUGAUGAUUGGCGCCGCUAUUGUCUGCACCCACGCUGCUUUCAGGGUCCCUGAAGAUCUGUUCCUUGAUGAACAAGAUGCGCCUACAACUGGAUUUCUGUCUUUCUUGACUGGGGGUGCGGCGAAUGUAGCAGCCACUGUUGCUUCUCCUGCAGUUGCGGCCAGGGUUUGAUCAUAUAAUCCGAGAUCUGUAAAGCUCAAUGGCGGUCAUCUAUGGUAAAAAAAUCUGAAGCUGUUUUUUCGUAAAUUCAUGGACUUUUUAUAUACGCAUAUAUGUUUAGUACUUGAGAAAAAUGACAAAAACAUCAAAUUAUAUUGUUAGAUAUAUGCAUGGUUGGGACUAUCUGUCUUUUCUUAGAGAAACACUUGUAAUAUUACAAUGAUGGAUCUAUAAAUUUGUUAAUUUUGUUUUCGCCAAGUGAGGUAGGUCUUUGUUACGUAUAAGUUAUUAACUUUAUUACUGUAUUUCAUUUUUGUGUGUUCUGUUUUUGUUUUCUUGCAGAAUUUAUCUGCUAAAUAGCGAAACUUUUGUUAUCAUAAUCUUUA